CUACUGCGAUGUAUUUUUAUCAUAAAAAGAUUGAUCGACACUGACAUUAGGAGCAAUCAGUGAACCAUUUUACACUGAAAUCAGUGAUCCCAGGUGCAAUCUGAAAUUGUUGUGAGAAGCGAAAGGGAAAUGGGUGAUUUGUUCAACAAAGUCAAGUCGUUUUUCAUCGGCGCCGAUCAAAUCCCUUGGUGUGACUCCGACAUUGUCGCUGGUUGUGAGAGGGAGGUUGCACAAACUGAGAAAGGUUCUUCUCAAGAAAAAAAUGAAUGCAUUAUGAGAUUGUCAUGGGCUCUUGUUCACUCAAGACGUCCAGAUGAUGUACGCCGCGGGAUUGCUAUGCUUGAAGCUCUUCUUAGUGACACUGACAGCAGCCCAGAACAAAUGAGGGAAAAGGGGUACCUUCUUGCUGUUGGGUAUUUCCGAAGUGGAGAUUAUCCUAGGAGCAAACAUAUGGUUGAACGCUGUUUGGAGGUUCAACCAGAUUGGAGGCAGGCUUUAAAUCUAGAAAAAGCAAUUGAAGAUCGCAUUACCAGAGAUGGAGUGAUAGGCAUAGGCAUAGCUGCCACUGCUGCAGCAGUUCUGGCCGGUGGACUUGCUACAGCACUAGCUCGUCGAAGCUGAUCAGACUUGUUUUUCAUUUACGUGGAAUAAGCCUAUUUGUAUCCAUGCAGUGAACAUCCAGCAUGAUGAAUCCCGUUACUUGGAAUCCUGCCAAUGUUUAAAUGCUUAAGGUUGGAAUCAUGUGAAGUUUAAAUGCUUAAGAAAUUGAUAAAAUCUUACUUGA
This is a messenger RNA of Daucus carota subsp. sativus, 784 nucleotides long. RefSeq names its product mitochondrial fission 1 protein A. The transcript is spliced from 5 exons. The record is from RefSeq and is a predicted model, not a curated record. NCBI's taxonomy places the organism in Eukaryota, Viridiplantae, Streptophyta, Magnoliopsida, Apiales, Apiaceae. Gene Ontology annotation, biological process: autophagy of mitochondrion; peroxisome fission; mitochondrial fission. Gene Ontology annotation, molecular function: protein binding. The coding region runs from base 130 to 621 and encodes 163 amino acids. Gene Ontology annotation, cellular component: mitochondrial outer membrane; peroxisomal membrane.